CCGGGUAGCAUUCAGUAAAAACUGAAAAAUUGAAGAUUUCUUUCGAUUUUUACUCGUUUUGCGCUAUAAAUGGGACUUUGUUUGGCUUAAACGGUGAAAUAUUUUUUGAACGGCAUGGAAGUGUCAGGGGAGCCUGAAGCCAACAUGUCGAGUGAUUUACUCAUACACGUAGUGGACAACACAGAGGAGCCUGAUGGCCAACGAGACCUUGCACUAGAGAACUCUGCACAGGAAAACCCUGCACAGGAGGGGGCAACUAUAGCAGCACUGAAAAAUGAAACCAAGAUAGAUAAAAAUAUUAAACAUACUACAGCAUUUUCCAAACAUGAAAAUGAAACAAAAAGUUUACUGACAAACCCUGUUGCAGUUCAGUUGUUCAAUCCAUAUACUAUGUCCAAAGUGCCCCCAAUUGCUAUACUAGUUGAUGGUCAAGAGACAAGACUCACUCCUCUCAGUGACUCUAGUAUGACCCAAGAUGAACCUCUAAAUGCAAAUGAAGAUGGGAGUCCACAAGCUAAACGAACCAGGACUGAUUCAGAUAAUGAUGUGACUGUUGAUAAAGAGCCAAUACCUAAUGUUCUGGUCAUUGAGAAUUGCCCCAACCGUACGGAGGCACCAGUAUUUGCAAAUCCUAUCAUCGGAGAAUCAUCAGGUCAAGAUGUAACUUUGGUGUCCGAGGAGCAGGCUACACCUAUCAUAUUUCAGAUUGCGGGUAGGCCCAAUGAUUUGACUCCUCAACUAGUUCAGUUUAAUCCUGUAGUGGCAGCUGGCGAUAAUACACCCACAUCAAUACCAAAAAGGACAAAACCUAACUUAUCUACCGUGAAAGAGCUCACUACAGGGACACCAAACCCUGGAAAAGUCGGGAAAUGCUUUAAAUGCGAGUUAUGUUCAGCAACUUUUGAUCGUAUGGGGAACUACACGAGACACAGAAUGGUCCAUACAGUGUAUGUAAAGGAUGAUUAUCGAUACAAGUGCAAGGAAUGUGAGCGUAUGUUCCUCCAACAGUGUGAUCUCAAGAGACAUGAAACCAUUCAUCGGGGCAUGGAACCAUUCAGAUGUACAGUCUGUAAUAAAGGCUACAUUAGGAGAAGUGACCUUAGGAUCCAUAUGAAGUUCCACAACAAACAGAAAGACUUCCAUUGUGACCAAUGCAGCAAAUCAUUUUACCAAAAUGGUGAUUUGAAGCGUCAUAUAAGACUAGUCCAUCUCCAAUGUAAGGUCCUCACAUGUGGUCACUGUAGCAAGAAGUAUGCAAAAGAGGCCACCCUUAUCAGACAUAUGCAAACUCAGCAUAGAGAUAUCAUACUGAAGUCUUUACUACAGGAGUUAAAGGGAGAAAAAGAUGGAGAUGUUAGUCUGUCUGACCUCAAUGCAGUUUCUCAACAGGCGGAUUCUGUUGCCAUCGAUGUGGAAACUUCUGCGGGGAUCUCUAAGAUAACUCUAGACCUACCUCCCGACCUAAACCUCCUACUCCAAGGUAGCUCAACGCCUCUUAUCGUAUCCAUGCCAACAACAUCCCUAGUGUCUCUCAUCACUAACGCCAAUGCUCCCUUAGUUAAUACAGGCUCAAUGCAGAGGGUCAAUACAACAUUGACACCAGCCACUCAAACCUUACCAUCUUUGUUAAUAGAAGUCCCAAAUCAGACUGAGGGAGGAGUUAUUAAUGUUGUGGAACAGGUGUCUCAAACACCAACAAUUGUACAACCUAUUUCCAAUUCGCACAAUGUGGAACAACCUAUUUCAGAGACACAAAGUGUAGUUCAACCAAUUACUGACUCACAAAAUGUUACAGAACAAAUAUCUGAGACACAAAAUUUGGUACAACAAAUUGCCAACUCUCAGAGUUUGGUGCAACCUAUUCCUGACACCCAAAAUGAGGUGCAAAAUAAUUCAGAAUCAAAAAGUAUCGAACAACAUGUUAAUAUUUCUGACAUUCAAAAUAUUGUUGUUGAGCAGCAUCAUACUAAUAAACAAAAAGAAGACACUCCAGUUGCAAUGGCAACCAAUUCAGAUCUCAACCCAUCUCUCACAACUUUUAAGGCUUCAAUAUGGGAAGACCAGAGUGGAGAAAAUGAAGUUGAAGAACAUUUGUUUUAAUAGGACUCUAAGAUAAACACAAGAGAUCUCUUUAGAAACGUAGCUUGAAUUUCCGUUUGCCAUCCUUUAAAAAUGCACCUAGUUCUCCAAUCCUCAUAUUGAAUUUUUCACGAAGCUUUUAAGUUUUGAUAAUGAAAAAGAAUCCAUACUAUUUAGUCUGUUAAUCUCAGACCAGUCAUGAACAGUUUAGGGCCAAGGAAAGAUCAGUUCAAGAUCCUUUUUUCAAGGAAGCACUUAUUCGAGUUCCCCAACUUUUUUGUGGAUGGCUUUCAGCGGUUGCUGUUUGGCAUUCAGCAUCUGUAACAAAUGGGGGGUGAUGACAUUUUUCAUGUUAAUGG
Messenger RNA from Owenia fusiformis, 2438 nucleotides. The record is from the annotation of a GenBank genome assembly. Lineage: Eukaryota; Metazoa; Annelida; Polychaeta; Sabellida; Oweniidae.